UCCAAAAUACAGCUUUUGUUUUCCACUUUGAUAGGGUAUCAGUGGAAUCCCUUUUCCUUUUGCGAGACUGAUUUGGCAUGUUAUUAGCAAAAGCCAAAUUUAUUUGAUUUAGAAUUUCCUCUCCUGACAAAAGUUUAGGCUUUCCUCUAAGAUCUGACUUUCCAUUGAAUUUCUUGCUUCUCCUCCAUUGAUGAUCUUUGUCUAACCAUCUGCGAUAACCCAUGUAGCAUUCUUUUCUUCCAUAUUUCAAUGUUAGGAAGUCUGUCUCACCAUUACAAACAGGACAGGCUAAUUUACCCUUAGUACUCCACCCACACAGCAUCCCAUAUGCGGGAAAGUCAUCUAUGGUCCAUAAUAAUGCAGCAUGGAGCUUAAAAGUCUGAUUAGAGUAUCCAUCAAAAGCUGUAACCCCAUCUUUCCACAAUUCUUCUAAGUCUUCGAUGAGUGGCUCUAGAAAACAUGAAUUUUAUUACCCGGGGAUUUCUUCCCAGGUAUCAGAAUGCUAAGAAAUAAAAAUGACUCCUUCAUACACAUCCAUGGAGGCAAAUGGUAUGGAGUUAAAACUACAUGCCACAUGCUAUAAUUAGAGCUCAUCCCAAAUGGAUUGAAACCAUCACUGAAAAGAUCAAGUCGGACAUUCCUAGGGUCGGAAGCAAACCAACUAUGAUUUCUGUCAAAGUUUUUCCAUGUUUCUGCAUCAGCUGGAUGCCUAAGAACAUCGUCAUCCAGACGUUUUUCUUUGUGCCACCUCAUAUCUUUGACAGUAUCUUUUGUCAUAAACAACCUUCGUAGUCUAUCUUUUAUAGGAAAGUACCUAACUUUUUUAAUGGCAACCUCCUUCUCUUUGCUGGGUUUAUACCUAGGUUUUUGACACUCUGGACAAUAUUUUUCAUUCUGAAGAGGACCUCGAAAUAAGACACAAUUAUCAGGGCAUUGACUCACUUCUACUGUCACUCCAGAAAUUGGCCAAGUGAAACCACUUCCUAAAGCGUAGUAUAGCGGGUUUGGGUUUAAAUGUCAACCCGGGUCCUAGAUUUGAUGACUACUCAGUGAAUUCUUGUUAUCUAGCAAUGAAACUUUAAUGCAAGUAUAAACUAACAAACUAACAAAGCAAGUAAACGGUUGUAUUCAGGUUAAGAGAGGUCACCCGGAUAUGGUUCCCCCUAGAUUGCAGUUAAGCCGGAAUGUAAUUACCAAGUUCAGUUUCUAUGAUAGUUAUACUGCGGAAGGUUCUUAAACAGCCUGAAGUCUCGACUAAAGGUCUUCAGACCCUCUCAAUCUGAGUCUCUAGCGGGCGACUAACCUCCACCGGAGUAAACAGAUUGAGGCCCUAUGAACAAAACCUCCACUACCGAAGUGAAUUCGGUACAGAAUAGUGAGUUGGCUCCUCGACUAAAGUCACCAACUCCCUACCUUCAAUCAAGGAUGCUCUAUCAACCUAGGCAGAUAUUCUCAUUCUAGGUUAAAGCAGAAACAACAGGAAUUUGAUCAGGAUUCAUGCCAUUCAAACCUCAAUCGAAUAUAAUCAAAUCAUAGAAUCAGUACUUGGGUUCAUACAAUCAAACCUAACAUACAAAUCUAGGGUUCUCCAUACCAAGAUGAAUGGGAGAACUACUCCAUGGAGAAAGAAGCAAAAGCAGAAUCAGAUGCGGAAUUCAUACUAUGAAGGAUGGAUUCCUGCUCCUGGACGUUGAUUGGCACUUCUCCAAGCUCAAGCUGGCCUCCAAUGGUGUUGAAGAUCAAGCUAGGGCACUUGGAGACUCUUGUUCGUCGCUUUCUCUCUCUAGGAAUCGCUCUGUCUCUCUAAAACUCGAAUCCCCUUCUGUUUUGGCUGAAAUCUGCUUAAAAGGGCAUCAGUGGCCAAAGCACGGUCGAGGGCACGGCCGUGCUUUGCCUCAGCCCGCCCGUGUUUUGGCUAGGGUUAAUUACAUGGCCAGCCUGUUGGGAGAAACACGGCCGUGCUUUGGUGGACACGGCAGUGCUUUGUCUCGGCCCUGCCCGUGUAAUCAGCUCAUGUUUGCCAAACUCGAAUUAGCUCUUGGCAGUAAAAGCACGGCCACAGAACACGACCGUGUUCUGUUUUAGGUGUGCCCGUGUUUUGGCUCCAGCUCCACCGAAUGACUUCCGAAUGCCCCGAAACUCGUGCUUAGCCUUUCCUUUGACGCCUGGGACCUGAAAUAUGACAAAAUAGCACAACCCGGCGUAAAAUAGGCCAAAAAUACAUGACUAUGCCCCUCAAACGGAUAAGAACUAGGGGCGCAAAUAUGUGCAAUUACAUCGUUAUCAAAUUCCCCCACACUUAACCGUUUGCUUGUCCCCAAGCAAACCAAGUCAGACACAAGAUAAGCUCAACAACAAGGCAUGUCAUGUCGGCACAAAACACGUGGAUCAUACUGGCUUUCGAUCAGUAAAACAUGGACAACUUGAAUGACAACCUAGACAACCACCACAGAUGACAUUCGAAUGUAGUAAAAUCGAGCAAAGGAAGAGUCUCCCUUCUGUUCACCCACCAACAUAGACUUGACUCAACCACUUGUUCAAAACAGUCACGUCAUGCACAAAGUUCAAGAUAUCAGAAUUAAGACCGAGCAAUCUAGGUCCUCACCGGAUAGAGAAUAAGAGAAAAUGAAUCGCUCACUCUCGACCAGUGGGGUCAGAACAAUAUGAUGCGAAAAAUGCGCAUGCUUAAUCUCUCAUUCCCUAACAUCUCUUCACCAUGAAUGCAGCCUCUAAGUGCUAGAGUUUACAUAUGGGGUGUCAUCACUAACUAAUCCGGAGGUCUUAGACACAGGUUCAGAUGAUUGGCUAGGGUCUUGGACAUGGGGAAAAGGCCUUUUAGGUGGUGGAAGUAUUCAUACAACACAAGGUUCCACAUUUCCAAACCCAACAGACUCACAAUCAAUCAAACCAAUAACUUUCUUUCUACUAUUCUGCAUUACUCAAGUUCAGAGCACAAGAGCGAAGGAGGUUACAUAAAUGCUAGUAUUUCUAAGCCAGACUGCUAAGAAACACUACUACAUGGG
Linum trigynum is the source of this 3023-nucleotide messenger RNA. NCBI's taxonomy places the organism in Eukaryota, Viridiplantae, Streptophyta, Magnoliopsida, Malpighiales, Linaceae. The record is from the annotation of a GenBank genome assembly.